UAAGGCGAGCAUUUGUGUCUAAAUUUGGAUUGCUAGAGUGAAAAAUUAGUCAAAGAAAGUAGUACUGUGUUUCUUGGCUGUUUUGCAGCUCUCUCUGACGGCUGGACGUGCAACGAGAGAAGCGCCGCCUCCUGGUGUUCAGCGGCAGACCUGGAGGCCGGAACGCGAGCAACUUCAUCCACAUUUCGCCGUCACUCGCCAAGGUGGUGACAUCAUCGCGACUUCCUGCUGCUCUCGUCACGUGGACCAUCUUCGUAAUUAAUCAAAGACUUACUAUUUACCACCGCUCACUUCCUCUCCAGCCCAAAGCCGUCAUGAUGCAGACAGACUCCAUGACUCAAGAGGUCUGGGGCCGCCCGCCCCCAGCUGACUGGGCUGCGCCCCGCGUGCCCCCGGCACACGCCCCACUCAACCCUCCGAGGGCCAACAUGCCCCGUCAAAGCGAGAAUUUGCCCAAAGAUCCGAGAAUGUGGAGCCGCGAGCACGUUGUGAUGUGGCUUCGCCACAUGGCCAGCCGCCACCAGAUGCAGAUCAACGCGCCGCACUUGCGAUUUCCCAUGAAUGGCAAGGCAUUGUGUCUGAUGAACGUGGACAUGUUCCUGCAGCGCGUCCCGGUCGGUGGCAAGACGCUCUACAAGGACUUUCAGCUGCGCCUCAGCAGGGCCAUGUACCUCCAGGCCCAGACGGCGAGCAAAUGUUGAAAUGCAGUUAUCAGCUUUUUGUUGUAACAUAAUUUUGUAAAGUCGGCUAUGAUUUUCCUAUGAUGAAGUGCUUAUCUUUAUAUUGUAUACAUUUAAAAUAAUUUAAUUAAUUCAACAAACCAAAAAGGCAGCCCAAAUGUACUAUUGUAAGCUUUGGUUACUUUUAUAAUUUAUACGCAUUCAACUAUUUUCUGAUUAGACCAAAUACUCGUGAAGCGAUUCGGCAAAAUCAGAGUUUAAAAUGUAGUUGUUCUAGUCACACCUCAAUGACAGCAUUGUCCAACAAUUUGCAAAUCCAGCACCUCACCGCGAUUAUACCAAAUGAUUGUUUGUCCAAUUGCAGCAUCUUUUCCGAUUGGAUGAUUUAGUUUACCGUUGUGGCUAUGUUACUAUACAUUCAGGUGAAUGAUUUGCACAAAUAAAGAUUACGUUUAAACUC
This is a messenger RNA of Cloeon dipterum, 1140 nucleotides long. RefSeq names its product ETS-domain lacking (gene edl). The transcript is spliced from 3 exons. Lineage: Eukaryota; Metazoa; Arthropoda; Insecta; Ephemeroptera; Baetidae. The record is from RefSeq and is a predicted model, not a curated record. Gene Ontology annotation, molecular function: sequence-specific DNA binding. Bases 315 to 701 code for a protein of 128 amino acids.